Protopolystoma xenopodis is the source of this 708-nucleotide messenger RNA. NCBI's taxonomy places the organism in Eukaryota, Metazoa, Platyhelminthes, Monogenea, Polystomatidea, Polystomatidae. The record is from the annotation of a GenBank genome assembly.
AUGACAACUACUAUGGCAGACGACUCCGGACUAGGUGCGUUCUUGAAAAUGUAUCAAGUCCACUGUCAGAUGCUGGGAAUCAUGACAACUACUAUGGCAGACGACUUCGGACUGCAAGUCCACUGUCAGAUGCUAGGAAUCAUGACAACUACUAUGGCAGACGACUUCGGACUAGACAUCACACGAGACAGCAGCCUGUCAGAGGACGAGGGCUAUUGUUUCGGAUCAGAGCCACCCUACAGUCAUCAUCCGGUCCAGGCGAGGCAGACAAGCGGAUUGCAGACUGCUCCACAUGAUGUCUACCGCAUUCGAACUUGGCGAGGAAUAUCCGCCGACCGUGGCGCCUAUUCUCAGCCUCGUCAGCCCUACCCUCCCUACCAAUACCAGCAGUACCCUCAGCUCUACUACGGUCCCGGAGCAACUGCCACCUACGAGCAUAGGGGUCCACGGCCGCCAGCCGCAGAGGGACCAGAAGCUCGGUUGCCAGCAGAUGCCCUCGGAUACGGCCAGUGGAGACCGAGUGAAAGGGCUCCAGGACAGAGGUCUACGUCGAGUCAAGCCCAGACAAGCUGGAUGCGGCCGUUGCCACCCACUCAUGGGUCCGGGUACCGGGGGCCAGUUAAGCUGGGCCAGGCACGACAGCCAUUUGGAGGUAAUCCGCCUUUUAUGCAUUCUGCUUUCUCUUUUGUGUACUCUCUUCGCCCAUAA